Messenger RNA from Ostrea edulis (European flat oyster), 1124 nucleotides. RefSeq lists its product as uncharacterized. The coding region runs from base 3 to 515 and encodes 170 amino acids. The record is from RefSeq and is a predicted model, not a curated record. The transcript is spliced from 3 exons. Lineage: Eukaryota; Metazoa; Mollusca; Bivalvia; Ostreida; Ostreidae.
UCAUGUGUGACCGAAGAGAUCGUGUUUUGUUAAUACAAACAGGAGGAACUAUUGACAAGGACUAUCCAAAAACAAAGUUGGGAUACGCAUUUGAAAUAACGGAUCCAGCAGUCCAACGAAUUCUCCCAAAAGCCCGAAUGGGAAUCGGCUAUGACGUAAUUACCACCUGUCGAAAAGACAGCCAGGAUAUCACAGACGAGGACAGAGAGAAGAUGGCGAAAACCUGCAUGGAGACGCAUUCGAAGAGAAUUCUGGUAACCCACGGGACGGACACUAUGAUCGAAACAGCGACAUACUUAGCUAGUAGAGUGGAUGGCAAGAUCAUCAUAAUAACAGGGGCGUUCUUACCAGAGAUAUUCAGGGCAACAGACGCGGAUUUCAAUGUCGGGUUUGCCAUGGGAGUCCUUCAGACUAUGCAAACACCCGGGGUGUUUAUAGCUAUCAAUGGAUUAGUGUCACUAUGGUCAAAAUGUAGACGCAACAAAGACACAGACAUGUUUGAGGGAGAAUUGUGAUAACAUCCUUGAUAUUUUAUACGUAUUUAUAGGUCCUCGUUGUUAUUUUCUGUGAGUGUAGUUAUGAUAUAUACUUUUGAAUCGGCUGGGAACUAGUACACAGUGGCGGGUUUAAGGGGGGUGCAGCCUCCCAAUAAAAUUUUCAAAUUUAAGGUAAAUCUUAUUUAGAAAAAUGUACUAAACGAUAAAAGAAGGAAUGGUUUCUUUCACUCCCGGAGAAAUAAAUGACAACAUCUUUUAAUUUCUUGAAUUACUUCAUUGGGAGAACUUAAUUUUUUCCAAAAACCCUUAAAAUUUGCGUCGUUUUAUUAAUUUCACCUUAUUAGAAAUAAUAGAAAAUGGUACAAAUGACUAAAUAGGAGACAUAUUUCAAGCCUUAUAAAAUCUGUAAAAUCCGAGCUUCCGGGGGCUCGCCCCCGGUCCCCACCAGGGUUUUGCCCUGGACCCACUGAGGGCCUCAAGGCGCCCCUAGACCCCCUGCCUCAUAAAGUGGCACCCCCGUACAAUUAUACAAAUUGAUUGCGUCUAUAUGCUCAUAUCACUAAUUAUAAGGGCCCCCAGAGGGCAUGUACUGUUUUUAAACAAUAAACUAGUAAUUGCAGUUAUAAC